Messenger RNA from Pseudogymnoascus destructans, 276 nucleotides. RefSeq lists its product as uncharacterized. Bases 1 to 276 code for a protein of 91 amino acids. The transcript has a single exon. The record is from RefSeq and is a predicted model, not a curated record. Lineage: Eukaryota; Fungi; Ascomycota; Leotiomycetes; Thelebolales; Thelebolaceae.
AUGUCUAAUAUUCUUGCAAUCCUCGGUGCUACUGGCCAGCAAGGCGGUUCUGUUGUCGACUUCGUCUUGAACGACCCAGAGUUCUCCCAAAAAUACAAGAUCCGUGCAAUCACCCGCGAUGUCAACUCAGAGAAAGCCACCAAGCUCAAGGAGAAAGUCGAAGUCGUCCAAGGCGACGUUAAUGACCAGGCUUCCCUCAAGGCAGCUUUAGCCGGCGUGCAUACCGCCUUCUCUGUGACAACACCUUCUUUCGGCCCCAACGCCUUAGAAGAGUAA